UCAGCUUUGUAUGUUUUUUUUUUGGUAAGAGAGAGCGUCACUGUGACAAAAGUAGAUUGGCGAUCAAGAAAGUGAAGCUAAAACGAUGAGCGAAGCUCCAAAGCUUUACACCAACAAACCCAAAAAGGCGCAACUGAAACAAUUUCAAGAGCAGCAACAGAAAGCCCAGGAGUUCCCUUCAUCGUCGUCGUCGUCAUCAAUGGGGCCUCAGUCUUCAGCUCCGCCUCCUCAGCAGCCCCCAAAAGAGUCAUUUGCUCGGCGCUACAAGUUUGUCUGGCCCAUGCUCUUGGCUGUGAAUGUUGCUGUUGGAGCGUACUUCGUUACGAGGACAAAGAAGAAACAGACAGAUGUAGAGGAAGAGGUUGCGGCGACGCCUGUUUCAACAAAGGCUGCAACAACUACUCUUGUUCCUGAAAAACCCUUACCCUUUCCAACCAUCACAGAGGCUGUGAAAUCAAGGGAACCCAUUCCAGAGGAUCAGCAGCGCGAACUUUUCAAGUGGUUAUUGGAAGAGAAAAGGAAGAUCAAAACAAAAGAUCCUGAAGAAAAAAAGCGCAUUGAUGAAGAGAAAGCCAUUCUCAAACAAUUUAUUCGAGCAAAAUCUAUACCGAGUAUCUAAGUAUUGAACAUUCACUAUCAACUUUAGAGACGACUAGAAAGUAUCAUCUUUUGGUUUCCUUUUUCCAUGUUAAUUGACAUUGAAUGUAGUUUAUACUCAUGUUGAAUAUCAAUGGAUUCCCAACUCUGUUUGAAUUAUAUCUUUAAAAA
Messenger RNA from Juglans regia (Persian walnut), 768 nucleotides. RefSeq lists its product as uncharacterized. The record is from RefSeq and is a predicted model, not a curated record. NCBI's taxonomy places the organism in Eukaryota, Viridiplantae, Streptophyta, Magnoliopsida, Fagales, Juglandaceae. Bases 86 to 619 code for a protein of 177 amino acids. The transcript is spliced from 3 exons.